Molecule: messenger RNA, 1477 nt
Organism: Fomitiporia mediterranea MF3/22
Lineage: Eukaryota; Fungi; Basidiomycota; Agaricomycetes; Hymenochaetales; Hymenochaetaceae
Exons: 6
Coding region: 176-1477 (433 amino acids)
Source: RefSeq, a predicted model, not a curated record
CCAUGUCAUCCGCCUAAUACGCGCUCUUCCUUUCUUCUUGCUUUUCAUAUCUCCUGUAUCUUGUUAUCAUAUCUCAUCGAUUAAUCUCUCCUGUCUACUGCUACGUAUAUCUCUUGCUUGGGCUCUAGCUUAUUUUUUUUUCCUUGUGCUACAAUAACACAACACCCGACCAAAAAUGAUUCUGUCUGACUUGACUACGUUUUCAUCGAACGUAGAAAAUGUAGAAGACGAACUAAUUAACGAGAAGGAGCUGUUGGAGUUCGUUGACGUUCGUGAGCUGAUAAAAAACCCUGUUGUAGAGAGUGCGAAGUUCGCAUUUGAAAAGACAGACCUCGUGAAAUUAGACGAUACUGGUAUCUCGAACGCUGCUAAAUACGUCUCCCAUAAACUCACCGAAGAGACAUACACACCGUCAACCUGGCGCACGCACGCACUACACCUCUGUCCACCAGAAACAUUCUCCCCGUCGGAUCCUCGCACGCGUCAAGUCCUAGACUGGAUCUUCCUCAUCUCCUCGCUCAACUUUUCCUUCUGGUCUGAGAAGGAAGGCAAUGAAAAUGGUGUAUGUGAACGGUUUGGUAUAGAAUGGCGUGCUGGGUGGGAUAGUGAGGAAAGACGCAUUUGGACGGGUUAUUGGAGUUUAGUGGCUGCUAUUGAUCGAGCCUUGGAGGCCAACAUCCCAAUAACCGACCCAUUCUUCUAUUCAUCCAUCGAACGAUGCCCAGACAACCUCAUAGCAUCUAUAUUCUUACCAGCUCCACAAUGUACUGAGGGGAUUCCUCUGUUAAGGGAGCGGAUUGCCGUCAUGCGCGAGAAUGGGGCAAUUUUAUGCGAGCAAUUUGGAGGUAGCUUCCAAGGAUUCUUGGAUGAAUUUGCGAGACGACACGGUGGGUCGGGACGUGGGACGGCUCUACAGCUCGUACAAAUGAUCACCGAGACAUUCCCUUCUUUCCGUGACGAAGUAGUGUACAAUGGUCGAACAGUGUAUUUCUGGAAACGCGCACAAAUCCUCGUCGCAGAGACCUGGGCAGCCUUCUACCCACUCUCUUCUCCACACUCGCAAUUACAACCACAACCACACCCAUUCUUCCCUAACGGCGUACACGAACUCACGAUGUUCGCAGACUACCGCGUCCCACAAAUCUUACACCACCUCGGUAUCCUCGUCUACCCACCCGAACUCAUUCAACAACUCCAGGCAAAGGUGAACUUCCCACCUGGUAGUAGGGAAGAACUGAGUAUCCGUGCUGCUAGUAUAUUGGCUGUUGAAGCUGUGAGGGAUGAGAUUUUUCGACUUCGUUCUACCUCGGAUACCACUGCGCUGGGAGAUGGUGAGAGUAAGGAAGUGAGCAGCGUGUUGAUCGAUUUUUAUCUAUGGGACCUUGCGAAGAGUAUCGAGCGCGGCCAGGACGUCAUCGAAGGAGUUACCACUCAGGAGAUACUUCCCGCUCACAGGACGAGAAGCAUUUGGUAUUAA